Molecule: messenger RNA, 11440 nt
Organism: Bursaphelenchus okinawaensis
Lineage: Eukaryota; Metazoa; Nematoda; Chromadorea; Rhabditida; Aphelenchoididae
Source: the annotation of a GenBank genome assembly
AUGAAAACAGUGUGGAGGUUUGUGUCAUCGCCUUUACGAACGAUUUCAGAUGAAAAUGAAAAGUGUCAGAAGAAGACCUUCACCAAAUGGAUCAAUUAUCAUCUUGAAACUGUGAGUUUUGGGGGUUGGGGUACCAUUAGUACUAUUAGUGAUUGUAUUAGUAAGGGUAGGGGUAAAAAUUAAGCUGGGGUAUAAUAUGAGUGCUGAUGGUACCAUAAGGUAUAGGAGUACCAUUAGUACCACAGGGAGUAUUGGUACCAAUAGUACCAGUAGGGAUACCAGUAUUACUAUUAGGUGUAGGGGUAGAAAUUGAAGUUUAAAUGGACUCUAGGUCCAAAAUAUUGAAAAAUCUGGUUUCAGCACUCAUCAUCUGGCCAGAUCUCUAACUUGUACACUGAUCUCAGGGAUGGCGUCUUCCUAUGCCAUCUUAUCGAAGUUCUCACCGGCGAUGCAUUGGUAGGUUGUUUUGAAAAUUAACAAAAAAAUUUUUCUUAUGCCUUGACGUAUUUUACAAAAUUUUCUAAACUUUAAAAAUUUCCAAAAAAAAUUUCGAUCGGUCGAUUUUUCAAAUUUUUUUUUAAAUUAAGGUUAGAGGAGUAUUACUAAAAGAUUACUGAAAGCGUUUUUUUGUCGUUUUUAUCAAUCUUAGACUAACAGAAUAAGCGAAAAGUUACAAAAUAACGGAAAGCCAAAAAGCCCGCGAAAAAUCAAAUUUGAAUUUUUUAAAAUUUUUAUUGUUGAAAAUAUUUUAAAUCUUUUUUAUAAUAGUACAUAGGAUGUACAUUGUAACGUAAAUACUGAAAAAGUUAUUUAAAAGCACUCGAAACAGAAUGCCAAAAAACCGCGAAAAAUCAAAUUUGAAUUUUUCGAAAAAAAAUUUUGAAUAGAAACUACGUCACAUCUUGCUUAAAAUUGCCAUUAGGUCGUUAAGAAUAAUUCAAAUGCUGAAAAAGUAGUUUUAAAGCACUUGAAACAGAAUGCCAAAAAAGCCCGCGAAAAUAAAAAUUCAAAAAAAAUUUUUAAAAUUUCGUAGGUAUGUUAAAAGUAAUGUAAAAUGUAAAGUAAAAAGAAAUUUUUGAUUAAAUUUGGUUUUUUUCAGCCAGUUAAUAAAGCGUUUGUCUCAAAAAGAGUGCACCACAUGACCAACCUGCAGACCUGUUUGACCCAUUUGAGAGGUCGAGGAUUGGAGUUGGUCAACAACAAUGCUUCAGAUUUGGCCGAUGGAAAUCCGAGAAUCAUUUUGGGACUGAUCUGGCAAAUUAUUUUGCAUUUUCAAGUAGGGGAUACUAUAGUUUUUUUGGUUUUUUAUCUACUCUACCCCUACUUUAUCAUUUACCCUACCCUAUGCCUUGCCCUGGCUUUGCCCUGGCCUUGCCAUAAGUUUGCGCUGGCUUUGCCCCGGCCUUGCCCCGGCCUUGCCCUGGCCUUGCCCCGGCCUUGCCCUGGCCUUGCCCCGGCCUUGCCCCGGCCUUGCCCCGGCCUUGCCCUGGCCUUGCCCCGGCCUUGCCCUGGCCUUGCCCCGGCCUUGCCCCGGCCUUGCCCCGGCCUUGCCCCGGCCUUGCCCCGGCCUUGCCCUGGCCUUGCCCCGGCCUUGCCCCGGCCUUGCCCCGGCCUUGCCCCGGCCUUGCCCUGGCCUUGCCCCGGCCUUGCACUGGCCUUGCCCCGGCCUUGCACUGGCCUUGCCCCGGCCUUGCACUGGCCUUGCCCCGGCCUUGCACUGGCCUUGCCCCGGCCUUGCCCUGGCCUUGCUCUGGCCUUGCCCUGGCCUUGCCUCGGCCUUGCCCUGCCUUCAUAUUAUCAUCUGUAAACAAAGUUUCUGCUAUUUCCAGGUCGAAACAGCCAUUGAACUACUUAGGGAAUGGGGACUAGACGCUUCCAGUCAAGGUGGUACCAUUUUAGUCUCGGAUGAACCAUCAAGUAGCAGUAGUUUUGAUACUCCAACUACGUCGAGAGCUUCAUUUCGGCUACAACAAACGCCUGAUAGGAUUCUGAGGCGGUGGCUGGCUUCUGAAAUUGGACUGUAAGUUUAUGCAGGUUGCGGGUGACAUGUUAUACGAUGGAUAGCAUUUUUUGUUUUGUAAAGAAAGUUCUUGCAUUUAUUUUAAUUUUUGAAAUUCAGACAUUACGGUAUCCGAGUAGAAGACAUGGACCGUUCCUGGAAGGACGGCGUAGCGUUCUGUGCUCUAGUCCAUCGCUGUCGACCGGACCUUGUUGACAUGGAGAAGGUCAAGAAGGGAAAUCCGAGGGAAAACCUGAGUAUGGCAUUCGAAUUGGCCAAAACACACCUUGGCAUUCGACCACUACUGGAUGUGGACGAUCUAAUGGUCGAUAAACCGGACAAAAGAAGUGUCGUCACUUAUGUGUCACAGUUCUUGAGACCUCCGCCUGGUAAGCUACUCUACCUUACCCUACCCUACUUUACUCUACCCUACCCUACUCUACUCUAUCCUACCCUACCCUACCCUACUCUACCCUACCCUACCCUACCCUACUCUACUCUACCCUACCCUACCCUACCCUACCCUACCCUACCCUACCCUACCCUACCCUACCCUACCCUACCUUACCCUACCCUACCCUAGUCUACUCUACCCUACCCUACCCUACCCUACCCUACUUUACCCUACCCUACCAUGCCCUACAGUGCUUUUCCUGGUUUAUUCAAUCCGUCUAGUUCACCCAAAUUUACCCUACCGAUUCUACAGUACUCUUACACUGUCAUACAGUACGCGUACUCUACCCUACUUUACCCUACAGUAACCUUAUCUCGUCUGUCAUAUAUACUCUACUUUGCCCUAAAUUACGGGAUUACUGUAUUAUUACCAUAACUUAGCUUGUAUUACGAUAUUACUGUAGCUUUACCCUAAUUUUAACGAGGCCUACCUGUCCUGCUUUAUCUUACUCAACUCUACAUUGCUGGAUUACUGUAGCUUUACUACACAAUUAAAAGGUCUUACCCUCUCUGCCUUACUCUACUCUACCCUACAUUGCUGGAUUACUGUAGCUUUACUAUACAAUUAAAAGGUCUUACCCCUCUCUGCCUUACUCAACUCUACCCUACAUUGCUGGAUUACUGUAUGUUUUUGCUCUAUUCUAGCUUAAAAGCUAUAUUUUGUUGGCGUUACUUUGGCCUUAUCUUACUUCUACUGUAGCCUUACUUUAAUCUGUCGCUCUACUCUACUUUCAACUUAUACCCAUCAUAGUCAACUAGUCUUUCUUCUUCUUUUUUAGCCAUUUUUUAGCUCAAACUAUUUAUCAUACUUCCAGGCUCUUCCAAAUACCAAUCAGGAGUACUACCAGUCAAAUCGCGUGUACUAUACCAAGGCCUGAUUCAAUGGAUUGACGAACUAAUCAAAAAUGAAAUGUUUGUCAAAAUGGAGUCCUCGGAUGUGCCAAUCUCAGAUCUCUUUACAUGGCGCUUUAAGAUGCGACAAGAGUUUUUGGAGAAAAAGGCCUUCUACAACGAUCUGAAACAGAAUCAUCAUGUUCUGGAGGCUAGCGAAUGGGACAUGGUCAAUGAUCAGUAGGUUUUUGGGGCUUGCUUCUUGGGGUUUUGGAGAGGGGGAGGUGUUAAGCUUAUAAAAUUUUUGAAAUUAGGCUUAUGAUCGGACGAAAUUAAACCUAAAAGCUAAAAUUAAGUUUAAAUUUAUAAAUUUUUUUUUGGUUAAAUCGACUGGUCGAUAAUUGUUUAAAACUUUUUAAAGGUUUUUAACUCGUAAGCUUAUGUUAGACUAUAAAAUGGCACAAAGGUUAACUUUCGCAAAAAAAAAUUAUUAAAAAAUCGACCGGUCGAUAAUUUUUUUAUCGGAUUUUUUGGAGGGUUGUCACUCUUUUAAGCCUAUAAUAGACUAUAAAAUAGCCUAAAAGGUUGAUUUUUACAGAAAAAAAAAUUUUUUGUUUUAAUCGACCGGUCGAUAAUUUUUUAUGGGAUUUCCUAAGGCUUUUAACUUUUGUAAGCCUAUAAUAGACUAUAAAACGCCCUAAAAGGUAGAUUUUUACAAAAAAAAAGUUUUUUUGGAAAAAUCGACUGGUCGAUAAAUUAAAAAAAACUUUUUUUGAGGAUUUUAUAACUAGUACUAUUAUAGUAUCAUGGAUCAGACAUGAGUUAAAGUAUGUUUUUUAAAAAAAAAUUUUUGUGAAAUCGACCGGUUGAUAAUUUUUUAUUGGAUUUCCUAAGGCUUUAUAACUUUUGUAAGCCUAUAAUAGACUAUAAAACGCCCUAAAAGGUAGAUUUUCACAAAAAAAAGUUUUUUUUGGAAAAAUCGACCGAUCGAUAAUUUGAAAAAAAAUUUUUUUGUGGUUUUAUAACUAGUACUAUUAUAACAUCAUGGAUCAGACAUGAGUUAUAAAUAUGUUUUUAAAAAAAUAUUUUGAAAAAUCGACCGGUCGAUAAUUUUUUUAAAAAUUUUUGGUUGUUUUUGGUUAAAUUAAGUAAAAUACGUCUUGCAUUAAUGCAGUAUUUUUAAGAUGGACUCAAAUUUGUAUCAAGAUGUCAGAAUGGAACAAGGCUUUUGACAAGAAGCUGCCUCAACCCUUGAUGACCAUUGCUGACUGGUUGAACGGAGGAGAGAAAAUCAUCGGGGAAAAGUUGGAGCUGGACAAGAAAUCCAACUCUCAAAUUGUCAAGUACUUGGAGCAGAUGAUUGUCAAACAUAAUGUAAGUGUGAGCAAAAUUGAAGGUUUUUAGUGGUUUUAGGCAUAAAAUUGAUUUUUAGGCUUAUAAUUGGUUUCUAGGCUUAAGGUUGUCUUCUUAGGUUAAGUUUGAGUUUUAUGCUUAAAAUUAGUUUUUAGGCUUAAAUUUGAGUUUUAGGCUUAAAAUUAGUUUUUAGGAUUAAAAUUGGUUUCUUAGGCUUAAACUUGAAUUUUAGGUUUUAAAUUGUUUCUUAGGCUUAAAUUUGAUCUUUAGACUUAAAUUGAUUUUUUUGGAUUAAAAUUGAUCUUUUAGGUUUAAAAUUUCUUUCUUAGGCUUAAUAUUCGUUCUCAGGCUCAACCAUGAUUUCUUAGGCUUAACUCUGAUUUUUUAGGCUUAAAUUGGCUUUUAGGCUUAAAUCUGGUUUUCUAGGCUUAAAGUUGACUAUAUAGGCUUAAAGUACAUUUUUAAGGCUUCUAUUUCAUUUUUAGACUUAGAAUUGAAUUCUUAGGCUUAACAUUGAUUUAUUAGGCUUAACAUUUAUUUUUAAGGCUCAAGGAAGUUUUUAGGUUUAAGGCUUAAAAUAGGACUUCAAUUUGUUAUGAUCAAUCUCGUAUUUUACCUAAACUUAUAAUUAAAAAAUUUUCUCUUUGAUGUUCACUUUAAUUUUAGGCCUACUUCAAGACCUUUCCCAUUCAAAGAGAACGCUUCUACACGGUCGCCCAGACUGGCCUAGCGAACGGUCAAAAAGUCGAUGCAGAAAUCAUAAAAACGAUGCGAAAACGAGUCGAAUACCUAAGCCAAGAGGUCCAUCAACGAAUGAAAAGCCUGCUUCUGCUUCAAAUCCACUUCAGAAUCCAAUGUUUCGUCGAUGAAUUGGAGAAGAAGAUUAAUUUGUGGAAGAGUCCGCCCAACCUGGCGGCCUUGAAACGCUUCCAAGCCGACUACAAAGCCGAAGCCAAGACGAAGCCGGACGAGCGGGCCGAGAAGUUGUUGAGAAUCAUGAAGGAAACGACUUCUGAAGACAUCGUGAUACCUAGUUUCAAUAAUUCGGAAGUCUUGACCAAGAACGAAGAAGCCUUACUCAACAUUGUCAAUGAAUUUAAAGCCCUCGGGCCGAGAAUCAAGGAACAGAAACGCCUCUGGGCCGAAUUUGAAGCGAUUUGCAAGGAAUUGGAGGCCGAACUUAUCCUAUGUCAAACUGAAAAGAGAACGCCACGAUUUGACUGCAGAAGCAAGCUGGAUGAGGCCAAGAAUGUGGCCCAGAAAAUAAUGUCAAUUUUGGUCUCUACAGCCGCUGGACUGGCAUUGAAACAGAGGCUCAAAGGGCUGGAGAGCCGAGUGGAUAAGGUAGGGUUUAUUUGCCAUUUUUUGUUACAUAUCACAAAAAAGCUGACCAAUCUUUGUCAAAAACUUUGUAGAAUACUUUUUUGGGUAUUUACUUUACUAUCAAAUGUCAUUUCCAAUCAAAACCUUGUCAUUUCUGGCCUAAAAACACUAUUUCCUUCCAUCAAUCCCAAACAAAGUAAAAUAUUUUGCCAUUUUUUAUUUAUGUCACAAAAUUGAACAUGCCAAUCUUUAUUAAAACAUGUUUAAAAUACUCCUUAAAAUCAUCUUUUCAACCUAUAAUAUUAUUUAUAAUCAAAACCCUAUCAUUUUUAACCAAAAACACUCUUUUCCCCACCGUUCCUCGAACUCGACAAAAUAAUCAAGCGCACAGUUGCUUAACUUGCCAGAUCGGACGGGAUGUCGCACUCCUUGUCCCACCAAAAUCGCCUCUUUUGUUUUCUGGCCACGCCUUUUUGGCUCUCUUCCUCUCCCGGCUUGAUUUGAAUUGCAUAGUCCGAAAAGGGGAUCUCGUCCGAUCUGGCAAGUUAAGCAACGGUGCGCUUGAUUAUUUAGCGAGGGUUCGGGGAACGGCGAAGGAAACUGGUGUUUUUGGGUAAAAAUGAUCGGGUUUUAAUUGGAAAUGAUAUUGGGGGUUAAGAUAGAGAUUUUGGUGGGUAUUAUAAAAAUGUUUUAAUUAAAAUUGCCAGGAGGUUUUUUGUUGUACGAUUAAAAAACGCAAAAAUUUUGGAAAUUUUGAGGAAAACAAACCUUUUUGAGGCGUUUAGGUAACAAUUAAAACGAUUUUACUAAAGAAUAAGAUCUGGGGUUAUAGCUAGGAUGAUAUGGCUUGUUGUAGUAAUAUUUUUUAGGCAAUAUUCUUCUUUUUAGGUACUGUUGUUUAAUUUUUUAGAAGUAAUGUUUGCCUUUUUAGCUACUUUUCUGCCAUUUUUCAAUAUAAAAGUUAUUUUAUAGCCAAUAGUCUUUAAAAAGUCUAGUUUUCUGAAGUUUUUUGGCCGAGGCCGACAAAGUAAAGGAUAUGAAUCACCUCAUAGACGUUGAUUUGUUUUAGAUUGACCCUCAAAAUGAGCCGAAACCCGGUCCAACGGAAGAAACACGAACCAUUCGAACCGCCAGAAUUCAUUUGAAAUCAAAAAUGGCUUCAGAUGACGGAAUUCAUCGUCUCAAAGGCUUUGUGAAGAACGUUCAGGCGUUGUUGAGGAAGCGACCGAAUAAUCGACAGGAUUUGGCAGAGUUGAUCAGUGAAUUGAAUGUAAGUGAUAAGUAAACAAACUAUACUGAUUAUUUUGUAUUUUAGAUUUUGAAUGGCUCUAAAGUUUUCUACGUAUUUUACCGUAAAAUUGUAAAAAACGGUAAUUUGCCUUAACAUUAAAAUUGAAGGUUUUCGUGGUGGGACCCAUUUUUUACGUUUAAAAAAAGCUGAACGUUAAUUAUAGCUUUAAUAUGUCUAAAAAGAUUUUACGAAGCGUAUUUUACCUUAAAGACGCUUUAAUUUGGCCAAAAUGAAGGUUUAAAGUUUUCGUAGUGGGACCUAUUUUCAGUAUUUUUAGGACUAAAAUCAUAUGUUACUUGGUUUAGUAUGCUUAAACAUUAUUUCUAAGGCUUUUUUUACUUUAAGAAUGCUUAAAUUUGGCGAAAAAUGAAAGUUUGAAGUUUUCGUGGUGAGACCCAUUUUUACGAUUUUUUUGGAUUUUAUAGUAUAUUAUGAGAGUAGUAUAACUAAAAAUACUUUUACAAUACUACGAAAUCUAUUUUUUUAAAGAAAAAGCGAGGAUUUACGUAAAAAUUAAAGUUGAAGGUUUUCGUGGUGGGACACAUUUUUAAAUUUUCUUUCACCUUUAUACUAUAAUAUAAGAGUAGUAUAACUAAAACUGCUUUUUUACUGCCACAAAUUAUUUUUUAAAUAUUUUUUCAAAAGUACCAUCUCAAAAUGUCAUAAAUUUCAGGACUGUGCCGAGACCAACGCCGAGCACGAUGAGCUUCUGAAUCAGUGCCUCGAAUCCGACGCAUUACCCCGUCACGAAGCUGAAGCGUUGUCCAAAUCCUACCGGCAAACCAAGCAAUCUUUAAACAAUAAAUUGGAAAAGUUGCGCGAGUUGCAGCCAAUUCUAAGCUUUGUUGAAACGAAGCUGAAGCAAAUGGAAGAAUGGACCCAGUUUCACUCGCCUGACUCUGAAUUGGCCAAACUAUCGGUUAGGGAACGAUCGGAAUUGGUGGAUCAACUUGGAGCUGAACUGGCUAUUCUCGAACGACCGGAAAAUAAAGGUGUUGUGGCAACGGAACAGUUGCGCGCGUUGCAGCAGGAAAUCAGCUCCUUGUUUGUGGUAAGGAGGGUUUUGGGGGGGGGAAGUUGGAAGAUGAUUUUCAUAAUGGUGGGAGAAAAAAAGGCAGAGCGCUUAGGGUUGAUUGGGGGAGGGGGGGGCUGAUAGUCAAUAUAAAAAUUUUUUGGGUUUGAUGUGAUUACUGUAAUUUCCUCUUUCUAUAAAUAUAUCUUUUUAUUUCUUGCUAAGCUCUACCCAUACCCCAUACCCUCAUACCCAUGCUCAUACCCAUGCUCAUACCCAUGCUCAUACCCAUGCUCAUACCCAUGCUCAUACUCAUGCCCUUACCCAUACCUCAUACCCCAUACCCUUAGCCAUGCCCAUACCCCAUACUCAUACCCCAUACCCCAAUACCCCAUACCCCAUACCCCAUACCCCAUACCCCAUACCCCAUACCCCAUACCUUCUCUAGCUGUAUUGUAACGUGCUUUACCCUACCUUUCCUAAAGUACCCUUACUUUACUCAUAGUGUUCUUACCUUACCUUACUUUAUCCUACUAUACAGUAUCACUAUCUUUUCUUAUCUUACCCUUACCACAGCUUUGCUUCUAUCAACGCUUCUAUCAUAGCUAUGAUAACACCUACCCAACUCCAUUUACAUUUCUUCUACAGCAAACUAUACUGUAUCGCUUUACCCGCUUCUAUGCUUUCAUUUAGCUAAUUGAAACCCGCCAAUUAGAGAUCACAAUGGAGGUGAUCGAGACCAAAACCUUGGUCCGCCGCAUUAAAAAGGAGCUUCGAAAAGAAGCACCACCCGAACCAGAAACACAAGAGGUGAUAUACACUUCUAUUUGUGGUUACUUUUCUGUUUUUUCUUUUUGCUUUUCUAUAAUUUCUUCUUUUUGUUUUGGUUUUGAGGUGAUUUCAGUUAUUUUUGAGGUUGUUUUGAUUGGUUUUUGAGGUUAUUUUGGUGGUUUUUGAUGUGAUUGUGAUGGUUUUUGAAGAGAUUUGAUGGUGUUUGAUGUUUAUGUUAAUAUUGUGAAGUGGAUGUGGUUUUUAAUGGGCUAAAUUAGAGUUAAAAAGAUAGCUAAAAGUCUUCAAAACUUAUAUUUUAAAGUUUUGAACUUCAUUUGUGUUGAAAUAGAGGCAAAAAACGGAAUGCCAAAAAUGGCGGAAAAUUGAAAAUUCAAAUUUUUAACUUGGUUUUUUUGGAGAAAUUUGUCAAGAUUUUUUUUGUAAAAAUGGAUUUUCUGGGUAAUGAGACAUGUUUUUAUGAUAUGAUAAAGUGAUUUUGGGCUUAAAUUUUAAAAUUUAAAAUUUCAAAAAAAAAUUUUUUUUUGAAAUUUUUUAAAAUUGUUGAUUGAAUUUGUUUUUAGUACUCUAAAAUAAAGUUUUGACACAAUUCUUAUAAGUUAUGAUUAGCAAAAACUUCAUUUACAACCAUUUUUUCAAAGGUUCAAAUUUAGUUUUAAAAAAUUUUAAAGAAAAUCAAAAUUUUUAAAAUUUGAAAUUUCAGCAGGACACAAUGCAAGUAGACGAAGAAGAGCUGAUGAAAUCCGCCAUCGACCAGUUGAAGAACAUUAAAAAUGUCAAUGAAACGGCCGCAAAUCGUAUAAAUGCCCUGAAGGCACGAUUUGAAACCACAAAAACUACUGUAGAAACGGAAUACGGGGUUACUGUCGAUGAUACGUUGGUUAAACAGAGAAUUGAUGAGUUGUUACAGAGAAAACAAGAAAUUAUUGAGAGGAAAAUUGAUUCGGAAACUGGGGCCAGAGGCGCGAUCAAUGAGAUGCAGAUCAUUAAUGUUACCUUGGCUCAACUUAAAGGUAUGUUUUGGGGUUUUCAAAUUCUUUAUUGUUGACCUCUAAUACAUUUUCUGAUCAAAAUACGAUUAUUUUUACCUAAAAACUUGAUUUUUGGAACAAAAACGUCAAUUUUCAUCUACAAUUUUUAAGAUUUUUGCCAUUUUUUAAUCAUACCACAAAAACACCUAUGCCAAUCUUUAUUAAACCAUUUUUAAAAUACUCUCCAAAAUCUCUAUUUUAAAAUACAAUAUCAUUUCCAAUCAAAACCCCAUAAUUUUUACCCAAAAACACCAGUCUCCUCCACCGUUCUUCGAACCCUCAUGAAAAUAAUCAAGGGCACCGUUGCUUAAUUUGCCAGAUCGGACGGGAACCCCUUUUUGCACUGUGCAAUUACAACCAGGCCUGGGAAGAAGAGAGCUCAAAAAGGCGCGGCCAGAAAACAAGAGAGGCGAUUUUGGUGAGACAAGGAGUGCGACAUCUUGUCCGAUCUGGCAAGUUAAGCAACGGUGCGCUUGAUUAUUUGGCGGUGGUUCGGGGAACGGUGGAAGCAAACUGUGUUUUUUGGUAAAAAUCAUAAGGUUUUGAUUGGAAAUGAUAUUGGGGGAUAAAAACAAGAUCGUAGACGGUAUUUGAAAGAUGGUUUAAUAGAGAUUGGCAUGACGAAUUUCGGGAUAUGAAUAAAAAAUGGCAAAAUAUUUUACUUUUUUUUGUUAUUGAUGGAAGGAAAUGGUGUUUUUGGGUCAGAAAUUAUAAGGUUUUGAUUGGAAAUGGCAUUGCAUUUUUAAAUAUAUACUUUGAGAAGUAUUUUAUGUUACUUUUGAUAAUGAUUGGUCUAUUUACUUUUGUGGUAUCAUCAAAAAAUGGCGCAAGAUUGAAGUUUUUUCAAUUUUUUUGGUAAUUUAUGCCAUUUUUUAUUAAAUUAAAAGCUGUUUUUUGAAUGAGAAGUAAUGUAAAAUACGCUUUAAGGCUUUAAGUCGUGCAAUGCCAUGAUUUUGUUAACAUUUUUUAAACAAAUUUUGAAAUUUUUAGUCGAAAACGAUGACCGUUCACUCCAACUCGAGGCCAGAUGGUCCGAACUCUACAACAAUUUCAAUCGUAUCUUUGUCUAUCUGGAACGUAUAAAGCAGUACAAUGCCAACAUUAACAAGUACCGUAAAUACCGUAAGAUUCUGAUGGUGAUAGACGAAGUUAAUGGUAUUAUAAUGGCAUUGAAGGAGCAUGAAGGAUGUGUUGAGUUGACCAAGAAUGCCAUUGAUGUGGCCGAGAAUCUGAAGGGAAAAUUGCACGAAAAGAGGGCGAAGGAGAGGAAAAGACUGGAGCAGCGGGUUUGGGACGUUCAACGAUGCCGCGAAGACGAGUUCGAGAAGGCCAUGGUGGUCAUUGAGGUGGGUGAUUGA